AUGUCACUUUCCGUUCCCACCUCCGGUCAGUGCUCGAACGACGCUGCAUCUCCCCCUUAUCGAACCGCCGCAGAGAGGGUCUAUCGGAUACCGGGAUUGCUCGAGAACAUCGUGUCUUUCCUGCAUCGCCAACGGGACUACUUGAACCUAGCGUUGGCGUCCAAGGAAGGAUUCGCUAUUCCGGCUUCGGAGUUCUACAGGAGUACUAGGCGCGAAAUACUCGUCAAGUCGUUCCAGCGUGGCUGCGAUCCGGAUCGUUUUGCUAUCUAUGCAAAAGGUGUACGCGAAUUGAGUUUACCCAGCGCCAACUUCAGCUGUUCGAAACUUCUCGGGCAGCAUCCGAGGUUACGAGAGAUCAGUAUCUACUGGUGCACAUAUAUAGGGCAAGAGACGGCCCAGAAUUCCCAACUUUACUCUUCCGGACAUCAAUCUGUGGAGGUGCACGGCCUCAGUCUGAAGGGACAUCUGCAGCAUGAUCAGCGAUGGUUCGUUGAAGGACCCUACCAGAUCGAUGAUGAUGCGCAAAUCAAAUGGAACGGAUGCCUGUCAUUGCAUACCGACCAGCUACCGCAGCGCGAAGCCGUCCGGACAAUCGACGAGAUCCUUGGUCAUCUUGCUUCGACGGUCGGCAAUGCAGUGUCGCCCUGGAGUAUCCUACGCGACUUGCAUUCGCCGACAGUAACCAUCUCCCUGGGCAAAUUGGAGUCGCUGUUGCGCGGAUGCCCCGGUCUGGCUACCUUGUCUUGCGUCUUAUCUCGCUCAGGCGAAACGGCAACGUACAUGGAGACUCUAAGCGAGUUACUUCGAGGACCCGGAGCGAAUCUGACAAAGCUCGUAUGCAAGGCAAAGGGUGCCGACCUGUGCAUGUUCGCUCGACACCUUGCGAUCUGCCCAUUGCUGAGCGUGACUGGAACUCUUGACUGGAAUCCACAUAGAGGUGUCGCAGUUCCUUCGCCAAUCGACGGCGCCAAAGUCGUUCACCUCUUUCUGAGUAUUCAAAUGCCGAGAGGAUGGCUCGACUCGGUUCCCGGGCCCCUGGAUGUAGCGAGAUAUCUCAGACGUAGCGUCCUACCCGGAAGCCAAAUCACGAUUAUUGAUAGCCUUAGCGAAUAUGGCGGCGAUCAUCAAAAGCUGUGGAAGACAACCCUUCGUAUGACCUUGGAGACAUUGGAAGAUGACGACAAGAGAGGGAAAGCGCAAGCUGAGGACGCAGCGCAGCCGGUAUGAUAGACAGAGAGUGAGCGAGAAGAGCGGUACCCAAGAAGCAAGCUCUCCCGAAG
Filobasidium floriforme is the source of this 1280-nucleotide messenger RNA. RefSeq lists its product as uncharacterized. Lineage: Eukaryota; Fungi; Basidiomycota; Tremellomycetes; Filobasidiales; Filobasidiaceae. The record is from RefSeq and is a predicted model, not a curated record. The transcript is spliced from 4 exons. The coding region runs from base 1 to 1227 and encodes 408 amino acids.